CGGUGGUUCCGCCGAGGCGUGGUAGGAAGUGCUAGCCGUCAAUCACGAGGGAGACUCCAAACAGUGAGCCUGAAGCUGGAGAACAGCGUUUACCGGCGGAGCGGCCGGUCUCAUGAAUGAAACAAUGGCUACAGAUUCUCCUCGGAGACCCAGUCGUUGUACUGGCGGAGUCGUGGUCCGCCCUCAGGCCGUCACGGAGCAGUCCUACAUGGAGAGCGUCGUGACUUUUCUGCAGGAUGUUGUGCCACAGGUGUCUUAUGUGUGGUCAAGAGCCCUGUGUAACAAGGAGGCUUACAGUGGGUCUCCCCUAACAGAAGAAAAGGAGAAGAUAGUCUGGGUCAGAUUUGAGAAUGCAGAUCUGAACGACACAUCACGGAAUCUAGAAUUUCAUGAACUGCAUAGCACUGGAAAUGAGCCUCCUCUGCUGGUUAUGAUCGGCUACAGUGACGGAAUGCAGGUCUGGGGCAUCCCUAUCAGCGGGGAAGCCCAGGAGCUCUUCUCUGUACGACAUGGUCCAGUCCGAGCAGCUAGAAUCUUGCCUGCUCCACAGUUGGGUGCCCAAAAGUGUGAUAACUUUGCUGAGAAAAGACCUCUUCUUGGUGUUUGUAAGAGCAUUGGAUCUUCAGGCACGACACCACCGUACUGCUGUGUGGAUCUGUAUUCACUCCGGACUGGGGAAAUGGUCAAGUCCAUUCAGUUUAAAACACCCAUUUAUGAUCUUCACUGUAACAAGCGGAUCCUCGUCGUAGUCUUGCAGGAGAAAAUUGCUGCCUUUGAUAGCUGUACUUUCACAAAAAAAUUUUUUGUCACAAGUUGUUAUCCUUGUCCUGGGCCAAACAUGAAUCCCAUUGCUCUUGGGAGCCGCUGGCUUGCUUAUGCAGAAAAUAAGCUGAUUCGCUGUCACCAGUCCCGUGGAGGAGCCUGUGGAGACAACAUUCAGUCUUACACUGCCACUGUCCUUAGUGCUGCUAAAACACUGAAAAGUGGCCUGACGAUGGUUGGGAAAGUGGUGACUCAACUGACAGGCACACUGCCCUCAGGGGUGACAGAAGAUGACGUUGCCCUACACUGCAACUCAAGACGGAGCCCCUUGGUUCCAGGCAUCAUCACAGUCAUAGACACUGAGACGGUUGGAGAGGGCCAGGUGCUUGUAAGUGAGGACUCGGACAGUGAUGGCAUUGUGGCCCACUUCCCUGCCCAUGAGAAGCCAGUAUGCUGUAUGGCUUUUAAUACUAGUGGAAUGCUUUUAGUCACAACAGAUACUCUUGGCCAUGACUUUCAUGUCUUCCAAAUCCUGACUCAUCCUUGGUCAUCAUCACAGUGUGCUGUCCAUCAUCUGUACACACUUCACAGGGGAGAGACCGAGGCCAAAGUUCAGGACAUCUGUUUCAGCCAUGAUUGUCGUUGGGUGGUGGUCAGUACCCUCCGGGGUACGUCCCACGUUUUCCCCAUCAAUCCUUAUGGUGGCCAGCCUUGUGUCCGCACACACAUGUCACCACGAGUAGUCAAUCGCAUGAGCCGUUUCCAGAAAAGUGCUGGGCUGGAAGAGAUUGAACAAGAGCUGACAUCUAAGCAAGGCGGCCGCUGUAGUCCUGUUCCAGGCCUGUCCAGCAGCCCUUCUGGCUCCCCGCUGCAUGGGAAGCUGACCAGCCAAGACUCUUACAAUAACUUUACAAACAACAACCCUGGCAAUCCCCGGCUUUCUCCCCUCCCCAGCUUGAUGGUAGUGACGCCUCUUGCGCAAAUCAAACAGCCAAUGACACUGGGAACCAUCACGAAGCGAACAGGGCCUUAUCUCUUUGGAGCGGGGUGUUUUUCCAUAAAGGCUCCAUGCAAAGUUAAAUCACCUCCACAAAUUUCUCCAAGCAAAUCAAUGGGCGGUGAGUUUUGCGUGGCUGCAGUGUUUGGGACUUCCAGGUCGUGGUUUGCAAACAACGCUGGUCUGAAACGGGAAAAAGAUCAGUCCAAACAAGUUGUAGUUGAAUCUCUUUACAUCAUCAGCUGCUACGGGACCUUAGUGGAGCACAUGAUUGAGCCCCGGCCGAUCAGUACUGCUCCCAAGAUAAGUGACGACACACCACUGGAGAUAAUGACGUCACCCCGUGCCAGCUGGACACUUGUUAGAACGCCUCAGUGGAAUGAACUGCAGCCGCCAUUCAAUGCGAAUCACCCUCUGCUCCUCGCUGCAGAAGCAGUGCAGUAUUACCAGCUCCUGCUGGCCGGCUCUCUUCCCCCUGGAAGUCCUGGCCCCAUUACUCGACAUGGGUCCUAUGACAGCUUAGCCUCUGACCAUAGUGGACAGGAAGAUGAAGAAUGGCUUUCCCAGGUUGAAAUUGUGACACACACCGGACCCCACAGGCGCCUGUGGAUGGGCCCACAAUUCCAUUUCAAAACCAUCCAAACCUCAGGCCAGACCACGGUCAUAUCAACUAGUUCUUCUGUGUUACAAUCGCACGGACCUAGCGACACACCACAGCCGCUCUUGGACUUUGAUACGGAUGAUCUAGAUCUUAACAGCCUCAGGAUCCAGCCUGUCCGCUCUGACCCAGUCAGCAUGCCAGGGUCAUCCCGUGCUGUCUCUGAUCGGAGGGGAGUUUCCACAGUGACCGAUGCUGCCUCAGUUUGACAGCAGUCAUUGGUGCUAUGGAUCACUUUCCAAAGGAGUCAUGCCCAGCCCAGGCUGGAAGGACUGCAGGAGGCGAGUCUCACUUUUCUCAACAAGGAUCAUCUUUGAUGCAGGGAGCUGACAUGGGGAGAUGAUCCCUCUUAGCCACCUCUGCAAGGUGUCACAUUCAGUGACAGAGCUGGGAUCCAGAGGCUUCAGCUCUUCAGCACCAGCCUCAAGCUUUCAAGGAUACCAUGUAGCUUGCGAGAUUUAAAAACUGAUGUCUGGAGAUCAAAAUAAAAGGUUGUUCUUUUGUGGAGCCCAUAGUAUCUAAAUUAUGUGGACAGGGUGAAAUGAGGUUGGCGCUGGGCUAUGGAGCACAAGUAUCUUUCACACGUGUAGGUUCAUAUAUUCCCCCUUAUAACAAUACUCAGUUCCCUCCCUACAACCUGUCCUAGUCCAUAGCAACUACUUAACUAGUCUGCAUUUGUACAAUUUUAUUAUUUUGAGGAUGUUAAAUAAAUUAGAUCAUGCCAUAUAUGGCCUUUGAUACUUCCUUUUUGUUUUUUUAAUAGCUGAACAUAAUGCCUUUGAGGUAAAUCUAUGUUUUCCAUAUAUUAAUUCUUAUGGCUAGGGAGAGGGAGGCACGUGUUAAGCUUGUGUUAAACCAUAGGUUUAACCCUGGGACACAUACCCCAGUUUUCCUUUUCACUGUUGACUGGUAUUCUAUGACACUGAUGGACCACGGAAGUUUCACCUGUUGGAGGACAUUUGGACAUUGUUGUCUUCAGUUCAUGGCAGUUUCAAGUAACAUUGCUCUGAACAGCCACCUGAUUUGUGACUGUAUGUUUAAUUUCACAAAGUUGCCUAACCAUCAUAGUGGCUCCAUCAUCUUCUGUUCCCAUCAGCAAUGCGGGAGUUCCAGAUGUUGCAUGAGGCUUAUUGAAAUGGGUUCUCCAGCAAAAGCCAUGUGCAUUCCUCCGCCUUCCAGCCUUGUGUACAUUACCCAUGAUCCUCCUCCUCCUCCUCUCAGCCCUGUGUACAUUACCCAUGAUCCUCCACCUCCUUUCCAGCCCUGUGUACAUUACCCAUGGUCCUCCUCCUCCUCCUCUCAGACCUGUGUACAUUACCCAUGAUCCUCCACUUCCUUUCCAGCCCUGUGUACAUUACCCAUGAUCCUCCUCCACCUCUUUCCAGCCCUGUGUACAUUACUCAUGAUCCUCCUCCUUCCAGUCCUGUGUACAUUACCCAUGAUCCUCCUCCUUCCACCCCUGUAUACAUUACCUAUGAUCCUCCACUUCCUUCCACCCCUAUGUACAUUACCCAUGACCCUCUUCCUCCUCCUUCCAGCCUUGUGUACAUUACCCAUGAUCCUCCUUCCAGCCCUGUGUACAUUACCCAUGAUCCUCCUCCCUCCAGCCCUGUAUACAUUACCCAUGAUCCUCCUCCUCCCAGCCCUACGUACAUUACCCAUGUCCUCCACCUCCUUCCAGUCCUGUGUACAUUACCCAUGACUAUGCAGCUUUGUUAUUUAGGCAUGCAGAUACAGUAUGCUUAUCCAAUGUUUAUGUUGUAUUUCUUUGUAGUUAUGGGUAUUAUAAUAUAAAUACCUAUUUUUUUCUCUAUCUACUAUUCAUUAUUCACCAAUUUUGGUAAUAUUUUCUCCUCUAUAGUUCUUUCUUCCACUAUUUCUAAUGUAGUUAUCUUUUAAAUUACCUUAUAUAAACUUGGAUGGCAUCAGCGAGUGAUGUCACACAUAAUUUAGAAAUUGAAGCAUGAGAGGAAAGCUUGUUUUUAUUAACCUUGGCCUCUCUGGCUUCUCCACCCCCCACCCCCCAGGCCCUCCGGGCUCCUUUCUUUGGUUUCCUUGUGUCAGGAGAACUUCUGUAGUCAUUCUUCUACAACUAUUCUGGGAGUAAACUCACCUAAUUUUUCUUUAUCUGAGAAGCCCCCAAUGUGCCAUUCAUUCUUGGAGGAUGUUCCAGCUGGGUGUGAGUUCACAGUCUACAGUUCUUGCCUCUCAGCACUCAAAAAAUUUUGCCAUAUCUAAGCAUCACUCGAUACCCCACAAAUAUGUACAAGUAUGUGUGGGGAAAAAAUAAAGCAUUGAAAUAUACAUGCUAUGGCUUCCUUUUAUCCUGCCCUUUCUGAUAAGAGUCUGAUAGCUUUCAGAAUGUGCCCAUCUGCACCUGUCUCCUCUCUGCCUUCCAGACUCUUUCCUUGUUUUUGGUCUUCAGAAGUUCAGCCCUGGGCUGAGGCUGUGGCUCAGUGUUCAGCUCUUGCCUAACUUACACAGUGCCUUGGGUUCGAUCCUCAGUGCAGCUACAAACUAAAGCUAGUAGAGUAAGCCUAUGCAGCUGGAAAGAUGGCUCAAGAUGGCCCUGGCUGCUCUUGCAGAGGACCCGGGUUCAAUCCCCCAUCUCUAUUAGGCAGCUUACAGUAGAUUAAGCGUGUCUGCAGACACCUGCACUGCCAUGUACACAUCCACACACCCAUAUGUGUAGUUUAAAAAGAGAAACUAAUUAGAAUUCCUCUGUAUCUUCUAAUGGGCUUUGUGUAUGUGUGUGUGAGGGUCUGUUGGGCUUCUUCAACACAUACGUAGAUCGCAUCUAUUGUGAAGUAGGGUAAUUGUCCAUUGUUCUUUUCCUCAUAUCUUUUUACCCUGCUUCCUUCUUUAACUCCUGCCAUGCCUGUGGUGACAUAACUAGGACUGUUUUGUGGCUUCCUUUGUUUUGUGUUUUAAUUUGCCAGUUCUUCAUUGUGUCCCUCCAUUCUGCUGGCCUGUGACUCCUGCACUGAAUGAUUCUCCUGCCUCAACCUUCCAAGUAGUCACGAGUACAGGAGCAUGUGCUGUCUCUUCAUUCUAAGAUGUCAAUUUGAAAAUGUAUGUAUCUUUCUCUACCUCAGACUCUCAGGAGAAAAGAAUUUGCUAUCGUCCUGCCUCAGCUUUCUGAGUCUUGGGGUUAUAGCAUGUGCUGUCACACAAGGCUAGGUGAGCUUUUGUUGAUGGCAGCAAAACCAUGGGGGAGUGUGAGCCCUAGAAUGGCCAUCUAUUCUUGGAAUCACCUUCUUGAGCCUCUAGUGCCAGUGUUUGAGAUAAACCUUGCAGUUGCUCUCUUACCUGUCUUGUUUCUUAGUCUACAUUAGCCCUAUAGAAGUUCAACAUGGCUUUGGUAUUAUCUCCUCGAGUGUUGACAGUCUGACAGUAACUUCAGUAUUCUCUGCCCUUAAAUGAUGCUUGGCUGGGAGUCUCCAGACACAGCACUUCAGGCUGAGUGAGACCGACAGUGAAGUGAGGCAGAAGCCAUUAUCUCACCUCUGUGUGCACAGCCUGUGGCCUUUUCCUGUCCCAUAAUAAACAGUGUCAGCUCUGAGGAACUUUUCAACACCUAUUGACAACCCAUGUCCCUAAUUCACUCUAAGCAAGGCUUUUAAAAACAAGCCAGAGUCCUAGAAAACAAAAAAGGGAGCUAUACACCAAUCUUAUAUGGAUUUCCAUCUAGAAACCCAAAUACAGUUUUAACCAAAUCCAACACUGUAAUAAAAGUCCUAUCUACCAUGAUCAAAUAGGAGUUUUUCCAUAUUUCCUGUUACUAUACUAUAUCACUGUUAGUUGAUACAAUAAGAAAAAUGUAUUAUCCUCAAUGCUAAAAUAUCCUUUGCUGAGAUUAGCACUUCUUCCUGUAAGUUAUCUGAGAUAACUAGGGAUAGAAUCAUGUAUUCCUAAUGAAGACUUGCUAUAUUAAAACACAGAUCAAUAUUGGAUUUAAUGGGAGGUCUGUUUGGAUUUAUUCUUUUUACUUUUUUUAAUUAGAUAUUUUCUUUAUUUACAUUUCAAAU
Messenger RNA from Mus musculus (house mouse), 6445 nucleotides. RefSeq names its product BCAS3 microtubule associated cell migration factor (gene Bcas3). The record is from RefSeq and is a predicted model, not a curated record. Gene Ontology annotation, molecular function: enzyme activator activity. Gene Ontology annotation, biological process: autophagy. NCBI's taxonomy places the organism in Eukaryota, Metazoa, Chordata, Mammalia, Rodentia, Muridae. Bases 113 to 2626 code for a protein of 837 amino acids. The transcript is spliced from 25 exons. Gene Ontology annotation, cellular component: nucleus; cytoplasm; cytoskeleton.